This is a messenger RNA of Erpetoichthys calabaricus (reedfish), 4189 nucleotides long. RefSeq names its product electrogenic sodium bicarbonate cotransporter 1-like. Gene Ontology annotation, biological process: monoatomic anion transport; bicarbonate transport; transmembrane transport. Bases 68 to 3028 code for a protein of 986 amino acids. NCBI's taxonomy places the organism in Eukaryota, Metazoa, Chordata, Cladistia, Polypteriformes, Polypteridae. The transcript has 22 exons. Gene Ontology annotation, molecular function: solute:inorganic anion antiporter activity; monoatomic anion transmembrane transporter activity; sodium:bicarbonate symporter activity. Gene Ontology annotation, cellular component: basolateral plasma membrane; plasma membrane. The record is from RefSeq and is a predicted model, not a curated record.
CCUAAAAAGAUGAGCACAGCCUGUUGGUGGCACACACUCCUGUGGUCUGGUGAUCCAAGUACAUCUCAUGACCUUCAAGGAGAAGGCUGUACUGCCCAUGGUGGUGACGAGCACAUCUCUCCGUGGUUGCGGGGAGCAUGAGAGGACGGCUGGCCAGCACCCUACAUGCUCUGUGACCAUUUCUCAGGUAGCAAGCAGAAGCAUCUUCUCUUCAACAUUGCCCCCAGUGGCUGUAACUUACUGGGAAGCUCCACUGGCACCCCUCUUCACCCAGCUGAGUGAACUGUGGCAGGAGGAUGACGACAAUGUCAUGUGGAAGGAGACAGCCAGGUGGAUCAAGUUCGAGGAGAAAGUGGAGGAUGGAGGCGAACGCUGGAGCCGGCCUCACGUUACCACGUUCUCACUGCACAGUGUAUUUGAGUUUCGUACCUGCAUUAUGCGGGGUGCAGUGCUUCUGGAUAUGGAGGCUAGCAACUUGAAGCAGCUUGUGGAAACCCUGACCAGCAUAACAUUGGCCAGCUGCUGCCUGGAUCCCAGCCUGCAGGAAAAAAUUGAAUUUGUUCUUUUACAAGAACAUCUGCAUCAGUCAAAGAUGAGUCGGCUGAGGACUGUGAAAGGAUUUGGAAGGAGACUGUCUCGGCAAGGUAAGGAAGUGCCGAUUCCCCAGGAAGAGAAUAACUUACUGAAUUCUCCAACUAAAAAGCAGCUGAAAAACAAGUUUAAAAAAAAGAUACCAGAAGGAUCAGAAGCGUUCAACAUCCUGGUUGGGGAACUGGACUUUUUGGAGAAGCCAUUUGUGUCAUUUCUCAGGAUGAAGCAGGCUGUAUUGCUGGGGGAACUUACAGAGGUUCCACUUGCUACCAGGUUCCUCUUCAUAUUAUUAGGCCCUCGAGGAAAAGCGAAUGCAUAUCGUGAAAUUGGGCGUGCUGCUGCAACUCUGCUUACAGAUGAGCUGUACCACAAUGUGGCACUGAAGGCUAACAACAAGGAAGAGCUGAUAGCAGGGAUUGAUGAGUUUCUUGAUGAACUUACUGUGCUGCCACCGGGACGCUGGGAUCCCACAGUCCGCAUAAAGCCACCAAAAUAUCUGCCUUCUCUUCACAAGAGGAUGCAUGUGUAUGCUAAAGGAUCAACCUUUCAUCUGAACAAGUCUACAAGCCACAGCCUGGGGCCUGGACAUGUUCAUGAGAUCAGCGAUGAAAUGAUGAAGACAGGAAGGUGUUUUGGAGGUUUUAUUAAUGACAUCAAAAGAAAAGCUCCUUGGUACUGGAGUGAUUUCUAUGACGGCCUAAACCUACAGUGUUUGCCAGUGAUUUUGUUCAUCUACCUGGCUACAGUGACCAAUGCUAUCACUUUUGGUGGGAUGUUGGGAGAUGCAACUGAUAAUUUCCUGGGUGUGCUGGAGAGCUUCAUUGGGACUUCAGUGGCUGGGGCACUGUUCUGUCUCUUUGCAGGUCAGCCUCUCACUAUCCUGAGCAGCACUGGGCCAGUGCUUGUCUUCGAGAGACUUCUCUUCAACUUUUGUAGGCAGCAGGAGCUUGACUAUCUGGAGUUGCGACUUUGGAUUGGUCUGUGGACAGCCUUCUUCUGCCUUGUCCUGGUAGCAACAGAUGCCAGCUACCUAGUGCAGUACUUCACACGCUUCACUGAGGAGGGUUUCUGUACACUUAUUAGCCUCAUCUUCAUAUACGAUGCCAUAAAGAAGAUGCUGAGCCUGGCACAACAAUACCCAAUCCAUGCAGGCUACUUUGAAGAUGAAAGUACACAGUACAGCUGUACUUGCACUCCACCUCUGCUUUCAGGCAACAGCUCAGUGGACUUCAAUCAAACACUUGUGUCAAGCCAGUACAGUACUGCAAGUAACAUGAUGGCAAACUGGACAACAUUGGGAAAGAAGGAGUGUAUGAGACUUGGAGGUGCAUUAGUUGGGGAAAGCUGUGCUUAUGUCCCCGAUGUCACCCUUAUGUCAUUCCUGCUGUUUUUUGGAACUUUUAUUUUGUCUCUCAUACUGAAGAACUUUAAAGACAGCAGUUACUUUCCACAGUCGGUUCGAAAGUUGAUCAGUGACUUUUCUAUUAUCCUUGUCAUUGUGAUAUUCUGCAUAAUCAACUUUCUUGUGGGCAUUCAGACUCCACAGCUGCUUGUUCCCAGCGAGUUCAAACCAACUAAUCCCACCAGACAGUGGUAUGUAUCACCUUUUAAGAUGAACCCAUGGUGGCUGUCUCUAGUUUCUGCUAUUCCUGCAAUUCUGUUAACCAUCUUAGUGUUCAUGGACCAGCAGAUUACUGCAGUCAUCCUCAACCGGAAGGAGCUCAAGUUAAAAAAAGGAGCGGGCAUCCAUCUGGAUUUCUUCUGGAUUGCUGUGCUGAUGGUUCUGAUGUCAGUGCUUGGUUUUCCCUGGUACAUCUCUUCCACAGUCAUCUCACUAGCUCAUAUGAAUGGACUAAAGAUGGAGGACUCCAGCUUGGCACCAGGAGAAGAACCAAAAUUUGUAGGAAUUCGGGAGCAGAGACUCACUGGUCUGGCUGUGUUUCUUCUAACUGGCUUCUCUGUCUUUCUGGCUCCUGUCCUGAAGUAUAUCCCCAUGCCUGUUCUCUAUGGGAUUUUUCUGUACAUGGGAGUAUCUGCAGUAAGCAGCCUCCAGUUCCUGGAUAGACUGAAGCUGUUCUUCAUUCCUGCCAAGCACCAACCUGAUCUCAUAUUUCUGCGUCAUGUACCCUUGUACCGUGUACACAUUUUCACCUUCAUACAAGUACUCUGCCUUGUUCUUCUCUGGAUCCUAAAGUCCACUUCUGCAGCUAUUAUAUUUCCGAUCAUGUUACUUGCCUUGGUGGCAGUACGGAAAGCUAUGGAGUGGAUCUUUUCUUGCCAUGACCUGAGCUGGCUUGAUGACAUUCUACCAGAAGAGGUCCACAGAAAUGAGACACCACUGAAGAAGGUGACUCAACACAGCAGUGACUCAGACAGUGAAAAUUCGGAAAUGAAGUAUCAAGAGAAAGCUCCUGAAAUCAACAUCUCAGUUAACUGAUUGAAGCUGAAUGCAGAAACUCAAGUAGGCAUGACUGCAAGGAAGAAAUCAGCAACUGAUGAUAAUUCAUGAGCGGACCUCGCUAUAAAAGGGGCAUAGAGGACAAUGGACUGAAAUCAGAAUGGAGCCUAAGUCAUUGUGUUAAGGGGCAAAGCAAGAAGAGCUCAUAUUUUCGUUGUGUUGUUGUUUCAUUGGAGGUGCAAUUUUGGAGAAAAUCCACACUAUUUUAUGUAUAUGUGCUUAAUAUUUAAUUUUUUUGUUAUAUUUAAAAUUUCACACAUGCAAGAAAGAGCAUUUGUGCCAUGAGAAAAAAAAAUCAAUGCAGUAUCCAUACUGGAUUCAUUUUAAACUCAAAAAAUAAAACUUUUCUCCUUAUUUCUGCUUUUAAACUUGGGAAAUAAUAUUUUAGGUUUAGGGAUCUGACUUAAUUUGAAAUCUUGGUCUUGUCAGGGUGUUGCAUAGCAUUUGACUCCUUUUUGACCAUUUUGAGGUGGGGGUAGGAUGUGACGCACAUCUCAUCACCAAAACAAAGACCAAAUAAUAAACAUAUAAAAAUUAGAUGGGCUGAUGUCAUGGAAGGCCUGUCACCAACUCCUGCUCAAAGGUCACUUGUCAAUGUGUGUUCCUUUUGUGUAAAAACUGCAAAACAAAAUUUGGAAAGAAAUUAUACAGAACAUAUUGAAAGCAAAAAAGAGUAUGCAUUACAUGCAUUGAAAUUAAAAGAGAAAAUUCCGAAUUUGAUGCUCAUGGCCCAGUGUUUCUUUUUAAUAUGCUGUACUUGCUUGGUUAAGAAGUCUUCUGUCAUCCAAAUGUCUUUUCACUUAACAAGGAAAAAAAUUUUGUGAAGACUACUUAUGGCUGAUCUCAUUCACCAUACUCUCAAAAGGCACUGAGGUCUGCACAUUAGGGGUGCAAAUUAAAACAUCCAUAUAAAAAUGGAAGCAAAAUGGGGGGCUUCGGCUAACUAUUAAUGUCUUUGGGUUUUAGUGUAUGUAGGCACAGUAUGUUUACAUGGACUGUUCCAGAACCACUGGAUUGACUUAGAAUGCACAGCGAUCUCUGUUAUACUGUAUUUGUCAUAUUUAAAAAAUGUUUUCUUUUUAACUUGUUACACAUUGUUUAUAUUUUUGAAAGAGAAUAAAGUUUUUCUUUUCAAAAGUU